CAAGACUCAAGAGAAGACUACACCCAUGCAGUCCCACUAGGUCUCUUUCACACGUGUGGCAAAUUCUAAUACUGAGACAAUCGCAAUGUCUGUGAACGUGAGUGAAGCUCAUCUGUCAGAAGCUGUUACUGAGACUGGGGCUGGAGCAGAACUAGAAGCUGAAGCCUCCGAGGUUCUACAUGAACCAGACUUUUGCCUGGAGAUCCUCCCUCUGAUAAAGGAGGCUCAGAAUCAGCAUGGACUGCGUCAUGGAGAUUAUCAACGAUACAGGAUGUAUUGCAGUCGCCGGCUGAAGAGAAUAAGAAAGUCCCUCGGCUUCACUCAGAAUCACAGGAACAGAUUUCAAAAGAAACACAUCACCGUUGAUAAGAUCACGGAUAUCAGGUACCUUUACAUUCCCCUUGUGUGUGCUGAGAGAUGUUGGGCAAUGGCUAUGGAGAUCAAACAAGAAGCCAACACGGAACCGAGGAAGAGGUUCCAUCUGCUCAGACGACUAAAUCGAGCGGGGAAGUACGCCCGGGAACUGAUGGAGCUGUGUGAGGGAUGCGUCCGAUGUGACGCUCGUACCAAACUAGAGGUGCAAGCCUACCAGCUGUGGAUGUUGGGAAACAUACAGUUUGAGAAGCAGUGCUGGCCGGAAGCUUUGGAAGCUUAUGGACAGUGCCAAACCAUUUACCAGAAGCUGGGAGGUGCUGUAUCCGAGGAGCAGAAGCAGCAGUACACAGGGAGAGUGGAGGAAAUGUCCCCAAGCAUCCGUUACUGUGCCUACAAUAUCGGGGACCUGCCCACGGACGUUAAAGAGCUACAGAAGUUGAAGACAGACGCAGCUGGCUCCGAUAUCCUAGCCUCAAAGAUUGAUCUUGUUCUGGCCAAGACCCAAGAGAAAGCUGCCUCUUCUCUGACUGAGGUCACCUGGCUCGGACAGAAGGUGCCCGUACGCAGCGAGAAGGUUCGUGUGAGUCUAGUCCGCCUACAACAAGUUGAGGGGGAGUUGGUAAGUGGGGGAGACAAGAUGGAGGUGUACGAGAGGUUGCUCAUGGAGUGUCAGGAUGCCCUGCAGGUCACCAGAGAGGAGCUGAGCUCAGAGCAGACUGUUGCUGAGAAGAAGAGGUCUGCCAAGAGUGAGGCCCAACGAUCGUCUCUUCGUCUGCUCGUCGACUACCUUUCCCAUGUCAAGUUGAACCACGCCCUCAACCGAAACCUGUCCCUCAUAGUGGGCAUGCGUGACGGUGACCGUGUUGUUAAACCGGAGGAGUUUGUUCGUGUCUACGAUAUCCUCUUGCAGCAUAUCUCUGAUUUGGGGGAAGUCCCUGGUUUGGCCGAGGACCACGCCUCCCAAAAACAGAACACUGCUCGGGUAUUUGCCUUCAAGGCCCAUCGUUGCUUCCAUCUGGCCGAGUCUUACGUGGUAAUGAAGAAAUGGCCCGAGGCCAUUGCUCUGUUUGAUCGUGCCUCAGAUCAUGUAAUCCAGGCUAUAGAGCAGUACAGAGUCCUGGAGCACAGCGGAGUGGAAGCAACAAAGAUUGAUAAGUCAAUACCAGACCUGCAUAAGCUCCAGGCAACAAUCCGUGGUAAAAAGUGUGAGGUUCAUGUGACCAGUAUCGUGGAAGAGCAGCACUUGGAGGAGAAAAUGGCCGACAUGUCCCUCGCUAGCAAGCCCCUCACUGAGCGACUGGAUCAGUUCGUGCUCCUCCCACCCUCUCACAAGCCGAUACUGGCACCCCUCCCCCCUGACUAUCAACCAAUCCCAGCCAAGCCUCUCUUCUUUGAUCUCGCUCUUAAUCACAUUGAACCGCCAUCGUUGGAGCACAAGGUGGAGAAGAAGCCAUCAGGGUUCACUGGCUUCGUGAAAGGACUCCUUUGGGGAAACUCCUGAUCUAUGAACACUAUAGCUAGUUACAGUUAAUUAUAACAAUUAGCAAUUAUUUGUACAACUGAGUCAUUAGGUAUACAUUCUAUUUUGUGAGAAUAAAAAUAUUUGUGAUGUUGAGCAAUAUGAAAACAUG
This is a messenger RNA of Halichondria panicea, 2006 nucleotides long. Its product is annotated as signal recognition particle subunit SRP68-like. Gene Ontology annotation, cellular component: signal recognition particle, endoplasmic reticulum targeting. Gene Ontology annotation, biological process: SRP-dependent cotranslational protein targeting to membrane. Gene Ontology annotation, molecular function: signal recognition particle binding; protein binding; endoplasmic reticulum signal sequence receptor activity. The transcript is spliced from 10 exons. The record is from RefSeq and is a predicted model, not a curated record. Lineage: Eukaryota; Metazoa; Porifera; Demospongiae; Suberitida; Halichondriidae. Bases 86 to 1876 code for a protein of 596 amino acids.